Messenger RNA from Vespa velutina, 2110 nucleotides. Its product is annotated as putative RNA-binding protein Luc7-like 2. NCBI's taxonomy places the organism in Eukaryota, Metazoa, Arthropoda, Insecta, Hymenoptera, Vespidae. Gene Ontology annotation, molecular function: mRNA binding. Gene Ontology annotation, biological process: mRNA splice site recognition. The transcript has 9 exons. The coding region runs from base 858 to 2051 and encodes 397 amino acids. The record is from RefSeq and is a predicted model, not a curated record. Gene Ontology annotation, cellular component: U1 snRNP; U2-type prespliceosome.
UCCAGUGUUAAAGUAUUUUAAUAGGUGAGUGUGAAAUCUCAAUGUAGUAUAUACUUCGUGUUUAACGGAUCGAUAUAUUUUGAUGAUAUCUCGAAAGUCGAAAUCGGUGGCGUGGCUGUGGUUCUCUGUUCGUUCGUUGUGCGUUUCUGAAGGUUGUAAUACUGAGAAAAAAAUGACGGCACACGACCAGAUGCGAGCUAUGCUCGAUCAAUUAAUGGGAACAGGUCGAAAUGGUGAAAAUAACAAAUUUCAAGUGAAAUACUCCGAUCCGAAGGUCUGCAAGAGUUUUCUCCUGGCAUGCUGUCCACACGAGAUACUUUCAUCAACGUUCUAUUUCCAGAGUCUCUGGAAAAAGCAAAGUCAAUCUGAUCCAUUGUACAAUAUUGUUGCGAGUAUUGUCCGCUCAUAUGUCGUGUUGUACUUGUCACUCUCACAUGCGCGUUACUACCCUGAAAGGCGUGUAAGUUGGUGAGUAGCAUCAUGCUGAUUCAUGCGAUGAUGUCUUACAGUCGCUUCUUACUAACAAUGCCAUUUAUGGCAGGUAGAAAAUGAAGUUUAUUUUAAGUAUAUAUAUGAAAAACCAACCUUGGAAUUAUGGGUACAGGAAAUGAAGCACUGAUCUGGGAUAUUUAGUAUUGAAUUUCAGGUCUCUAUAUUUAUGAUCGAUUUAAUUGAUAAUUAAAAUAAUUCUAAGAGUACAGACAUCAUUAAUAUGAACCUAAUAGAAAAAUAUAUAUAUAUGUAUAUAUGUAUAUAUAUAUAUUGAUGUAUAUGUAAUAAUUAACGUAUAAAAACUUUCCUUUUAUCAUAAAUUCGAUGUGGGAAUAAUAAGAUAUUGGCAAUUUGCAAAACAUAAAAUGUCCACAAGAAAAAGUGAGAGAUGGCAUGAAGCAGAGACAAUAUUAAGCGGAAUUAUACAACGUGCCAGUUCCAUUAGCAAAAUUCCCCUCAGCAUUGGAUGUACGUAUUCAACUCGAUUUUCUAAAUCGUUUAGCAGUCUCGCAAGGCAGUUCGUGCCCGUCAUUGUCAUCGCAUUGUCGUGUCAGGCGGAGAGGUGUUACCACUCUCGCAUGGACCUGGGAGAAUGCCCCCAGAUUCACGACUUGGCCCUACGGGCUGACUAUGAGGCGGCACAAAAGAAAAAGGAUCAUUUUUAUGAUAUUGAUGCUAUGGAACAUCUGCAAAAUUUUAUCGCGGACUGCGAUCGUCGUACCGAACAAGCGAAACAACGUCUAGCAGAAACACAAGAAGAAUUGAGCGCUGAGGUUGCAGCAAAAGCAAACAAUGUACAUGUUCUUGCCGAAGAGAUUGGUAAGAAAUUAGCUAAGGCUGAACAGCUAGGGGAAGAAGGUUUUGUUGAGGAAUCUAUGAAGCUGAUGGGUGAAAUCGAUGAACUACGUAAGAAAAAGAACGAGGCUGAGCAAGAAUAUCGAAAUAGUAUGCCAGCAUCGAGUUACCAACAACAAAAAUUGAGAGUGUGUGAAGUGUGUAGCGCAUAUCUUGGUAUACAUGAUAACGACAGAAGAUUGGCCGAUCAUUUUGGUGGAAAGUUACAUCUUGGUUUUAUCAAAAUAAGAGAAAAGCUGGCGGAAUUACAGAAAACGGUUGAGGAAAGGCGUAAAGAAAAACGUGACUCGUUAUUAGAUAGACGACGAGAUAGAGAUAGAGAGGAUCGUGAUAAAGACCGUGAUAGAUCGGAUAGGGGACGUGGUUUGGGAUAUAAAGAAAGGGAUCGUGAUCGUGAUCGAGAUCGCGACCGUGAACAACGUGAUCGUGAUCGUGAUCGUGACCGUGACCGUGAUCGUGAACGCGACCGUGAUCGCGACCGUGAACGCGAUCGUGACCGAGAUCGCGAGCGCGACCGUGAUCGUGAACGCGACCGUGACCGUGACCGUGAUCGUGAUCGUGAUCGCAGAGAUAGAGAUAGAGACAGAAGGAAGUCACGAUCUCGAAGUCGUAGUCGAGGGAAGAGAUCGAAACGUUCGCGAAGUGGCAGUCGUGGCCGUCGAUCUCGAUCUCGACGCAGUGCAUCGAACGAUCGGAAGAGAUAAAAUUCGAUAUAUAUAUAUAUAUAUAUACAUAUAUAUAUAUAUAUAUAUAUAUAUAUAUA